CUGCAGCGUGGAGGCCCGGAAGGCAGAUUGCACAGCUGCCCAACGGCCCGAGCGCCCGCUGAUCCCAGGUUGAAAAAAAGGGCGCAAUCUGCCGGUCCUAGGGAGUCAAUAACCUUGAGGCCAAGCUGCACGCGCGCGCGCUCGAGAGCGUGCAGGGAGGAGGUGGAGCACUGCAGGAUGCUGCCAAAUGGUUCCCAUUGAGAUGCGAGGAAGACAGAGCCCAGGAACCGCACUUGGGGCUUCCUCCUGCAGAACACUAGGUGUUUCAGAAAAGCCUAAGCAUUUUGUUACAUUUAACUAAACGAUCCUUGUCAGUUAUGGCUAGCAUCAUUGCACGUGUGGGUAAUAGCCGAUGUCAGAACACACCUUUACCGUCUUGGGUCCAUUCCAUGCUGAUGUCCCUGGGGAGGAGCCUUGGUCCUUUAAUGGCCAAUUUGUUGGAGGGAAAUUUGAAGUUGUUCUCAGGGAGGGUGAUGCCAGCUCAGGGGGAAGAAACCUUUGAAAACUGGCUGAUCCAAGUCAAUGGGGUCAUGCCAGAUUGGACUACCUCUGACAAGGAAAAGCUCAAGCGCUUGAGGAAAACCCUAAGGGGUCCUGCCCGGGAGGUCAUGCGCUUGCUCCUGGCAGCCAACCCCAACCUAACUGUUGAUUUCCUGCAGGCCAUGAAACUGAUGUUUGGGGAGUCUGUGAGCCGUGUGACUGCCCAUGGUAAAUUUCUGAAAACCUCACAGACGCAAGGGGAGAAAACAUCCCUAUAUGUGAUCCGUUUAGAAAUGCAGCUCCAGAAUGCUAUUCAGGCAGGGGUCAUAGUUGAGAAAGACGCUAACCAGACUCACUUGCACCAACUCCUCCAAGGGGCUGGGCUGGACACAACCCUGAGACAGAGGCUUCAAGGUUUUCUCAGGAUGUAUGCAAAUGAGCAGGAGAGUCUUCCCAUUUUCCUGGAGCUAAUCAGGAUGCUCAGGGCAGAAGAGGAUGGGGAGGACACGUUUGCUAACCAUAAGCAGCCCAGAAGAGCUGAGGCAAUCCUAGAAAGGGCAGUCAGGACUGUGGCAUUUCAGGGCCCUCAGCAAUUGACAGUGCUAACUGUGAAGCGAAAGAGAUAAAAGAUUCCCCUCCAUGACUCAGAUGAGGAUGUGAUCCUGGUAGAGGCUCAGGACCUUCUACUUUCAUCCACGGGUGCUCCUCCCUCCAGCUACAGGGCCAGACCUCAGGAUUGGGUGCUGGCCAAUGACUCCCCCAACAAUUCCUGGGUCCCAUCUCCUACCAGUGGUGGUUCUGGGAAUAUGAAUGAUGGCCCUAGGGAUAAACGUAGAGCCAGGAAGAGGAAAUACACAACCUACUGUUCAUAUUGUAGCAAGCAUGGUCACUCAAAAGAAACUUGUGUUCAUGAGCGCAAUAAGGCCCAGGUGUUUGAGAAUCUGAUCAUCACCCUGCAGGAGGUACACCCAGAGGUGAAGCUGUCUAAAGAGGCUCCUGCAGAACACAUUCUCCCCUCUGAGCCUAAAUGAACCUUUCAUGGUUUUCAGAGUCCAGUGGUACUGUGGGUGGGGUGAGUGUGAAAUAAACCACAAAGUCUUUUUAUUUGGGAGCAAAGGAGAACAAAUCUUAGAUACCAUCACAGUAGAGAAGGAUGGCCUAUCCAAUGUCCCUGCCCACUCCUCUGCCUGCCUAACAGUCUGCUCUCCGAGUGUGUUUAUUUUCUUGUUGACUUUACUCUCUUGAUAGAAGUAUAACUCCUUGUUAACCCUUCAAAAAAUAAAAUACAGAAACUGAAGUACAAAUUACCUCAAAAUCUCCACCCACUGAUGUUCUUCCUCCAAGAUAUUUACUUGUGUAUCCUGAUAAAUAUAUGUAUACAUAAAUGUGAUCCAUUACAAGAGGCAUUAUUUUAAUACUCUUUCUUUAAACCAA
Messenger RNA from Echinops telfairi (small Madagascar hedgehog), 1914 nucleotides. It is a transcript of the gene ZCCHC18, whose product is annotated as zinc finger CCHC-type containing 18. NCBI's taxonomy places the organism in Eukaryota, Metazoa, Chordata, Mammalia, Afrosoricida, Tenrecidae. Gene Ontology annotation, cellular component: nucleus. The record is from RefSeq and is a predicted model, not a curated record.